Molecule: messenger RNA, 1081 nt
Organism: Bipolaris maydis ATCC 48331
Lineage: Eukaryota; Fungi; Ascomycota; Dothideomycetes; Pleosporales; Pleosporaceae
Molecular function (GO): NADH dehydrogenase (ubiquinone) activity
Source: RefSeq, a predicted model, not a curated record
CGCGUAGUCCCUCACCACUACCUCUGCAAACCAUGGCUAUGCGGCUAGCUGUAGGCCGGCCAUUGGGCGCCGCCGUCCGCGCCUCGAGCUGCUCCCGCAAUGCGAUGCGCACCUUUGCCUCGACGGCACUCCGGCCCAAGGAAGUUGCGGGACCUGCUUCCGACACACCAAACAUGCGGUUUGCUCCCCGCGACACGGUUGGCAAGCUUAAGGCCCCCGUUGUCAACCCGACAGAGAGCCUCAAAGAGAAGGGCGAGGCACUCCACAAGUACGGACAGUACAUUAUGUCAUGUCUGCCGAAAUAUGUCCAGCAAUUCUCUGUCUGGAAAGAUGAAUUGACCAUCUAUGUCCCUCCAUCCGGUAUCAUCCCCACCUUCACCUUUCUCAAGUACCACACCGCGGCCGAAUACACUCAAAUCUCAGACAUUACUGCUGUCGAUUACCCCACCAAGGAUCAGCGAUUCGAGGUCGUGUACAACAUGCUGAGUAUUCGCCACAACUCGCGCAUCAGAGUCAAGACAUACGCCGAUGAGGCGACCCCAGUACCUAGUCUGUGCGAUCUCUACGAUGGCGCCAACUGGUACGAGCGCGAGGUCUAUGAUCUUUUUGGCGUCUUCUUUGUUGGACAUCCAGAUCUGAGGCGAAUCAUGACCGACUAUGGUUUUGACGGACACCCGCUGCGAAAGGACUUUCCAAUGACUGGAUACACUGAGAUCCGAUACGACGAGGAGAAAAAGAGAAUUGUCGUGGAGCCACUUGAGAUGACGCAGGCGUUCAGGAACUUCCGCGGUGGAUCAUCAGCAUGGGAGCAGGUUGGUCCAGGUGAAGAUCUCAAGCCGGAGAACUUCAAACUGCCAACACCCAAGCCAGAGCCACCGAAAGAAGAGAAGAAAUAGAAGACCUUGCGAGUUUGAGUUGUAAAUACCUACGAAUGAAUGGGCCGGUGCACCUUCGAAUAACUCGUGUCCAAGCGUUGACUUGUCGACUAGUAGUGACUUUCUGCCUUCACAAUGAUAUGAAAUCUCGGCACGGCGAGAGAUGACUGUUGUUAGAUUACACAAAAUAUCGAGUGAUAUCACAU